Messenger RNA from Cantharellus anzutake, 876 nucleotides. RefSeq lists its product as uncharacterized. The record is from RefSeq and is a predicted model, not a curated record. NCBI's taxonomy places the organism in Eukaryota, Fungi, Basidiomycota, Agaricomycetes, Cantharellales, Hydnaceae. The transcript has 2 exons. Bases 201 to 728 code for a protein of 175 amino acids.
AUUAGCAUUGGCAGCGACUCGACCGGUUGCGAGUGUGCUCGCAUUGAAUCCGAAACGAAGGACAGAUGCACACACUGAUAACAGCAAUUAACGCCUGAUCAACAAAGUAUUCGUACUGUGAUCGAUCAAGCAAACACGGAGAAAAAUAUUCAAACCAGCGAUGAAUGACGAGGUAGUCAGGCUUUCAUUGCGCCGACCGUAUGAGACUAGUCAUGAGUUACAUAGUAGCCAGCUGGUGCGAUGGCGGAAAGAGACUUAUUGAUCGAGAGUCGGGAAAAACAAUAUUGCCGAGACUGAUGUGGGGAAAAUUAACUGACUUUACACGUGGUACCAAGAAAACGAGGGCGGCGAGAGGCCGUCAUUGCCAAGGACUCGGUCAUCUCGCUCGAGUUGAUGCGAUGGCAUCGGAAUUAUAUACCAGCGAUAGUGGAUCCCCCAACUUGUGGGUUGUCGACAGUGCAGGUAGAUGCUCAAGUGCACACACUUGCACGUCGCGCCGCUCUAAGUUAUCCCUUCGAUCAUCCUUACUUACCCCUUCAAAUCCCCAGCAAAUAAAUUCAUUCCAUACUUGCUAUCGACCAAAGAAGCCUGUGGCCCCAUCCAAGAAUACACAAGAUGAGACCGCUGAAGUACAUGGUCGAUCGAACCUUGGGCGGGUCCGCUUGACAGAACAGGAUGCGCAGACUCUUGAGCCUAUUUCCCGUUCGUUCUCAUCAGCAUUCCCAUGACCCCAUCUCCAGUCUUCGCAACAAAGUAGGAACGUGUUUUUGAUAGGGUGGAAAUAUUUGCAAAUCGCGCGUUGGGCUUGCGUCUGUUGUUUUUUAUACAUCUCAGUGGAGGCAAACACCUUAGCCUUAGUUCCCAUGCAGUCCGAUU